Desarmillaria tabescens is the source of this 435-nucleotide messenger RNA. RefSeq lists its product as uncharacterized. The coding region runs from base 1 to 435 and encodes 144 amino acids. The transcript has a single exon. NCBI's taxonomy places the organism in Eukaryota, Fungi, Basidiomycota, Agaricomycetes, Agaricales, Physalacriaceae. The record is from RefSeq and is a predicted model, not a curated record.
AUGCACCAUGAAUGCAUUCAUUCCACUCAUUCAUGGCAGAACAGCUCUGCUCAUUAUGAUUGCAUGUUUGCAGAGGCAGAUAAGGAUCUACUCAGCUUUCAGAGUCUGCACAUUGCCUGUGUACUCCUGUUCUUCAGUAUUCAGCAUGAGGAUAUACCAUACCCUUGUGCACUUGUUACAUGGUUCUCAGAAGUGGAUGACCAACCUUGCGAAGAGACUGGCAUGUGGAUUGUGAAGCCUGAUAUGGAUCCUCAGGGCAGGCAACUCAUGUUGGUGAUUCAUCUUGAUUCUAUUCUUCAUGGAGCACAUCUCAUUGGAGUUUCUGGAACUACAUUAUUGCCAGUAGAACUUAAACACACAGACAGUCUCAAUGCCUUCCAGUACUUCUAUGUAAAUAAAUAUGCAGAUCACCAUUCCCAUGAAAUAGCCUUUUAA